UCUGCCGCCGCGCGCUGCAGCAGCGCCGCCUUCCCUGCGCAGUCGGUGUCUCCGCGUCGCUGGGUGGGACUUGGCUCGGUGGCCAUGGGCAAGCAGAACAGCAAGCUGCGGCCCGAGAUGCUGCAGGACCUGCGGGAGAAUACAGAGUUCUCAGAGCUGGAGCUGCAGGAGUGGUACAAGGGCUUCCUCAAGGACUGCCCCACGGGCAUCCUCAACGUGGAUGAGUUCAAGAAGAUCUACGCCAACUUCUUCCCCUACGGUGACGCCUCCAAGUUCGCGGAGCAUGUCUUCCGCACCUUUGACACCAACAGCGAUGGCACCAUCGACUUCCGGGAGUUCAUCAUCGCGCUGAGUGUGACCUCACGUGGCCGCCUGGAGCAGAAGCUCAUGUGGGCCUUCAGCAUGUACGACCUGGAUGGCAACGGCUAUAUCAGCCGUGAGGAGAUGCUGGAGAUCGUGCAGGCCAUUUACAAGAUGGUUUCGUCCGUGAUGAAGAUGCCGGAGGACGAGUCGACCCCGGAAAAGAGGACUGAGAAGAUCUUCCGCCAAAUGGACACAAACAACGACGGCAAGCUGUCCUUGGAGGAGUUCAUCCGCGGGGCCAAAAGCGACCCGUCCAUCGUGCGUCUGCUGCAGUGCGACCCCAGCAGCGCCUCCCAGUUCUGAGCGAGGAGCCAGGUUUCCCCUCCCUGCCUUCACUGGCCCUCUCCCAGCUCUAAGCUUCCUCGCCCUUGUGUCUGUCCAGGCUGGGGGUCAGAUUGCCACCCCCAGGGUCUGCACUCUGAGGGCCCUAUGGAGAAAGGAACCCUGCAGCCCCUCCCCAAGGCCCAAGCCAGCAAGUCGUUAGCACCCCCCCAUCCGGGAGGCAAUAUCUCCCUUCGGCAAUGAUAAAGACACAGGCUCUGGCUUGGUCUGCCUCUCAGUCAGCCCUCCCUUACC
Delphinapterus leucas (beluga whale) is the source of this 939-nucleotide messenger RNA. NCBI's taxonomy places the organism in Eukaryota, Metazoa, Chordata, Mammalia, Artiodactyla, Monodontidae. The record is from RefSeq and is a predicted model, not a curated record.